Mya arenaria is the source of this 1658-nucleotide messenger RNA. RefSeq names its product alpha-2A adrenergic receptor-like. The record is from RefSeq and is a predicted model, not a curated record. Gene Ontology annotation, cellular component: membrane. The transcript has a single exon. NCBI's taxonomy places the organism in Eukaryota, Metazoa, Mollusca, Bivalvia, Myida, Myidae. Gene Ontology annotation, molecular function: G protein-coupled peptide receptor activity. Gene Ontology annotation, biological process: neuropeptide signaling pathway. Bases 255 to 1475 code for a protein of 406 amino acids.
UAUUGGAAUUUAUGUAUAUAUUUAUGAAUUGAUUGUAAAGGCACUGAAUUUUAAGUUUGCGCCAUGGGAAAAAUAGACCAACACUUAUAGGAAUUUAUAUCCUGAAUUAUGUAUAUACUUGUUGGAAAUAUAGUGUUUGUGAAGUGCAAAAUGCGUCAUUAGGCCUUGGCAAGGCAUUUGUUGCUCAGAAACACAUAAGGAAAAUCACUGACACUAACUGAAUAAUUACAGUUUGACAAGGACUGAAAGAGAACAUGAAGAAUAACACAGAUUAUCAGACAGAGAGCUUAGACGAUCUGAACGAUCGUUAUGCAAGAGCAUUACUUCCGCUUACAAUAGCCUUUGGGUUCCUUGCCGUUUUCGGAUUUUUCGGUAAUCUUAUAAUUCUACUCGUGUUCUCUUUGAGUCGGGAUUACAAGCGGAAUAAUUUCAAAGUGUUCGUUCUGACACUUGCAGUGAUAGACUUGGUGAUAUGUUUAACUUUGAUACCCGCUGAGAUGGUGAAACAGAGGAAAUACUUUGAGUUUGGAGACGUGGUAACGUGCAAAGUGAAGUGUUUUUUCAACGUGUUUGGGGCAUCUUCCUCGUGUCUCGCCCUCUUGGUAAUAUCAAUAGAUAGGUUUAGAAAGGUGGUGCAGCCAUUUAAGAAACAAAUGACACCAGCCAUUGCAGUAAAAUUUUUGAUAGUGGUUGCUUGUGUAUUCCCUAUACUUUUCGCUAUACCUGGAACUAAUAUGUGUGGAAUAAAAACAACGAAUAUGACGAAUACACAUGGAGAAAACACGACUAUACAUCUAUGUGAAACAGAAGAUAAGUACGAGAAAUCCAUUUGGAGGACAAUCUAUAAAUUCACAUUCAUCAUUUUACUGGUCGGAAUUUCAGUGACGUACAUAGUGCUGUAUAUAUUUGUGAUGAGAGAAGCUGCUAAACAAAUGAAAGCUAUCUCAGUGCAGCGAACACAUUCUUCGCUUGAAACGGUGUUUACCACUGGAAUUUAUUUUCAAAAUACAAUUUGUAAUGAAACACCGGAGACCAACCGUAAACAAAUAGGGAUAAAUGAGAAUACUGGAAGUAACAUGUCAGUGCCCAGUACAAUGAAUAACGGUUCGCCAUCAAAUUGUACGCUGCAGAAUGGUGGUUCGAACCAUACGGGGAGCAUCGAACAGAUCUGUAACAGAUAUGGUCGACCAAAGUGCACCAGACAUCUCCCAACAAAGACCAUUAUUUGGUUUAUAUUGACUAUUGUGUUUAUUGUUACGUAUGUUACGCAUAAUUUACUGACUCUAAAAGUUGGAGAAAUUGUCAAUAUGUCACCAAGUGAGUUUACGCUGUUUUCGUUUUUCUUUCGCAUAUACUUCUUAAAUCAUGUUAUCAAUCCAAUUGUGUAUGCUUUAUUUGUCAAAAGGUUUAGGAGCUCUUGCAGAAAUGUGGCUCCAAUGCUGUUAUUGAAACUUAGGCAAUGUUGUGUGAGAUAAUAUAUAGCGAAAUAAUAUGGUGUUAAACAAUUCAGCAAUAUUUCGUUGCAAUAAUUUGAUAUUUGCUACAAGAGAAGUCUAAACGGAUUAAAUACCCAAUAUUUAUUUGCUAUAAUUGAUUGUCUGUCGACGUUGUGCUACAACAGAGAUUAAAUGCAACCGGUUAAGCCUAUUACCUUUUUA